Messenger RNA from Cuculus canorus (common cuckoo), 9267 nucleotides. RefSeq names its product cytochrome P450 7B1. Gene Ontology annotation, biological process: cholesterol homeostasis; bile acid biosynthetic process. The transcript is spliced from 6 exons. The record is from RefSeq and is a predicted model, not a curated record. Bases 125 to 1639 code for a protein of 504 amino acids. NCBI's taxonomy places the organism in Eukaryota, Metazoa, Chordata, Aves, Cuculiformes, Cuculidae. Gene Ontology annotation, molecular function: heme binding; steroid hydroxylase activity; iron ion binding.
GGCUCGGGGUGGGCGGGGAGGGCUGGCCGGCCGGCCGGGCGCCUCUCCUCCUGCGAAGGGAGCCAGAGGACGGGAGAAACUUUUCCUCCCCGGCGGCGACGAGGCUGCAGCGGGCACCGAGGCGAUGGGAGGCGAGGCGCUGCAGCUCGGCGGCUACGGCGGGGCGGCGGCGGCGGCCGCGCUGCUGCUCUGGGCUGUGUGCGUGCUCUGCAGGAGGAAGAGAAAGACCGGCGAGCCCCCGCUAAUAAAUGGCUGGAUUCCUUACCUGGGGAAGGCUUUGAUUUUUAGAAAAGAUGCUUUCAAAUUCUUACUGGAUCAGCAAAAGAAACUUGGAGAUAUUUUCACUGUACAUAUUGCUGGCAGAUAUAUUACCUUUAUCAUGGACCCAUUUCAAUAUGUCUAUGUCAUCCGAAAUAGCAAGCAACUAGAAUUUCAUGAAUUUGCUGAUAAAAUGGCUUCCAAAACUUUUGACUACCCAGCCUUGUCGAAUGGAAAAUUCCCUGAUCUCAAGGAAAACCUGCACAGAAUCUACCAGUAUCUACAAGGCAAGCCUUUGGAUAUCAUUUCUGACCACAUGAUGAAAAAUCUCCAGGAUAUAUUUGAAUGGAAAUGCUCACAAGCAACAGAUUGGGAAACAGAAAAAAUGUACAAAUUCUGCUGCUCUGUAAUGUUUGAAGCCAGUUUUGUAACACUAUAUGGAAGAGUUCCUGCUGCAGAUGGCCACAAAGUUAUUAGUGAAAUCAGAGACAAAUUUAUCAAGUUUGAUGCCAGCUUUCCCUAUUUAGCUGCAAACAUACCAAUUGAGUUGCUAGGAGCUACCAAGAAGGUUCGGAAGGAGCUUAUACAUCAUUUUUUACUUCAGAACAUGACAAAAUGGCUGGGAGGGUCAAAAGUGGUCCAAGCCAGACAAGAUAUAUUUGAGAAAUAUGAGCUGCUUGGAGAUUAUGACAAAGCAGCACAUCAUUUUGCCUUCCUGUGGGCCUCUGUGGGAAACACAAUUCCAGCUACAUUCUGGGCCAUGUAUUAUAUUCUGCGGCACCCAGAAGCUCUUGCAGCGGUGCGUGACGAGAUUGACCAUUUGCUGCAGUCAACAGGUCAAAAGAGAGGGCCCACGUAUAACAUCCACCUCACCAGAGAACAAUUGGACAACCUGGUCUACCUAGAGAGUGCGUUAAAUGAGAGUUUACGAAUGUGCUCAUCCUCUAUGAACAUCCGCAUCAGCCAGGAGGAUUUUGUUCUCAAGCUUGAAGGGAAUCAAGAAGUCAGUUUGAGGAAAGGAGACUGGAUAGCCCUUUACCCACAGAUUUUGCACAUGGACCCUGAGGUCUAUGAAGAUCCUAAGGAGUACAAGUUUGAUCGAUACAUAGAGAAUGGCAAGAAGAAAACCACGUUCUACAAGGCAGGAAGAAAACUGAAGUAUUUCCUAAUGCCCUUCGGCUCUGGGAUCAGCAUGUGUCCAGGGAGGUUCCUUGCAAUGAAUGAGAUGAAGAUGUUUCUUUUCUUACUAUUGGCUUAUUUUGAUGUAGAGCUAGUGGAAAACAAAGCUGUCAGACUUGAUAACAGUCGUAUGGGCCUUGGUAUCCUCCUGCCAGACGUUGAUAUUGCCUUUCGCUACAAGCUAAGGUGCUCAAGAAAUUGAGUGACUGUGUGUAUGUCUUCUACUAAUAUCCAUGUUUGCUCUGUUUCCUCAGUCAGCUUUGCAUUUUUGGAAACAUUUACUUUUCUCUCUCUGCUUUUACCUCCUUCCUAUUUGUUUCUAAGGAGAAAAGCCCUUGGGCUGGAGGCAGAUAUCAGAUGCAGGAACAUAAAUCCUCAGUUUGUCCUGCCUAAGUUGUGAGUAGUGAGGUAAGAUGACAAGAGUUUGACCAAACAAAUAGCCCAACUUCCCUACGUGGCAAACCGUCAUACUCUUAGCCAUGAGUCAAGCAGGAUUUACAAGAAGGAUGACAUCAAGCUGAAUCCAGGUGAUUUGUAUGGGAAAUGGGCUCAGCAGCCCUCUGUAACAUGGGUUCUCCCUUGUUAGAUUGGGAGGUCCCAUACACCCACCAUCUGGAGGCAUCUCUGCAUCUGCUUCUAAAAGCAUAAUAGCGAAAAAAGGGGGAACUUAAUUUUAGAGAGUGAAAGGAUUUUUAGUGAAUACUAUUCUAACUUUUUGCUUACUCUGUUCCCUUCAUGGUCAAAAGUGUCUUAGUCCUUAUUUGGGAAAUGUGAUGGAAGCUGUAUGGGGUGAUGAGAGAUGUCUUGCAAGAGCGUCUUACUGGCGACACAUUUCUGACUUCAGUUUUAGGUACUGAGGGUGAAUGCUCUGCUUUUCUUCUUUUUUUUGGUCAAUGCAAAAAAAUUAAAAUCUUUGAUUUUUUCCUGCAGUCAUUUAAAGUCAGAAGGGAGGUUCUGAUGAUUUUAAUAGACUCUGGAUCAAGCCUAAAUUAUCUAUUUUGACUUUUGAGCCAAAAAAGUAUAUUCUUCAGGAACAAAAUAUGUACGCCUGUUUGAAAUUAUACUAUCAUCUCAAAAACUACUUUCUUUUUGUCUCGGUUUUCAUAGUAAUACAUUUGUAUGUUUUAUUUUGACCAUUUCUUGUGUUUGUUUGUUUCUCAAAAAAGGCAAAACAGAAAAGAGAGCUUCAAGGUCAAGUCUAGUAUCUAAAACUACUUUUCGAUAGUGUUUUACUGCACCUAAGUUAUGCAUAGGCAGAGUAGUGUGACCUGGUUUUGGAAACAGACUUGUCCAUCUACACAUUGGAAAAUAGGCUUUUCGCUGGGGCCAAAAUCUGAGCAAGUGACAACUCUAGGCAGCUACAGAAGUUAUGUGUGUACUGGCUGCUCAAUCUGCUUCACUGGGUGAUCAACUGUUGUUUUAAAAAUGAAUUUUCUGAUGCACAGGAUUGGAGAUUUUUAGACCCUGUCUCUCUUCUCAGCCAUCACUUCAAAGACUGAUGAGGAUUCUCAUAGUUGUCCAGUCACAAUUUGCCAAGAUGAUAAUUGUUGUGGGAGAGUGGCCAUGUCUGUGGGCCUUGCCUUGUGUUCGCCCCAAAAAAACUCUGUCUUUGGGAUGUGCCAGCAUGAGUUCUGUCUGCACUGCCAGCAGAUAAAUAAUGAUGCUGUACCUGGACAGGACUUCCCUUCAGACUCCCAAGUCUCCAGUCAUCUUUCAUAGAAGUUAGACUGGAAGAAAGAUGAAGAAUCACUGCAAGAGAAGGUUUGUUUGGACAGCCGACCAUUGUUCUAUUCAAUGCCAAGAUCUGCGUUUCUCUAAACAGCUAAUCAAUGAUGGAGGUGUCACCACUGUCUGAACAUGAGUUCAGAUUUGCCUUAUAGGUGCUGAAUAAAUUGCUGGCUGAUCAGGAGUUGGAGUUAGAGAAAGUUCUUAGUGAUUGCUGAGCAGGUCAUUAAAAAGACUGGUAUUUUUCUCAGUAUUUCAUUGUUUGUAUUUGAAAAAAGGCACCUGGAACUGUACUUUUUGCAAAUGACACAGGUCUGAAAACUUCAUCUUUUCCCAGUGGAGCAUCAGAGCCAUUAGCUCAUUUUGAGAAUAUUGAGCUGGAAUCUCCUGUUCCUUAAUCUUGUAUGUCUUUUAAAAUCUCUGAAGUACUUGGUGGCCUGUGGAUGUAAACAGCUACAUACAUAUUAAGGAUUAGAAUUAUUUAUUGUUAUUUGUGUAGAAGCCUGUUUAGUUAUUCACAUAAAGCGCGUACUCUAAUUAAGCAUCAGUAGAAAGGCUUUCGGAGAUUGACACAGCCACAUUCCAAAUCCUCUGAGGAGAAAAUUGUGGUUUUGUGAGAUAUAUUGGAUAAACAUUUUCUCUUCAUAUAUAAUAUCAAUAAUGUCUGCAGUGUUGGAGUACACUUAUAUUAAAUGGGCUUUGCAGUUGAUUAAAUGCCUUAACUUUGCUUCAACAUUUAAUCAACAGCAAAAGCUGAUUAUUGCUUUGUGCCACAGAAUAAAAUUUGUUUUUAUGGAGAGAUUCUUGUACUCAAGUUACUGCUGUAGUUACUCUACAGGAGCUAUUCUGUACUCAGCCAUAGCUCACAAUCCCGUUUGGACAUUAGAGCUUGGUUUAUUGAGAGAGGAAACGUUGAUAUCAUUAUACUGUUGACUGUAUUCCGUUAUUGCUUGAAUGUAAGCUGUAAAAUGUCUAAUGCCACAGUUAUGAUGAGUCUUUCUUUGGCAUCCAACUUUGAAACAAACCUAAAGCAACUGCGAAAAUAACGGUAAGUAUUUGUUUUAAACAUAAGAAUCUUUUUUAUAAUUCUAUUCUAUUUUUAGGAUUUUCAAUCGGAAUACCGCAAGCUGCUGCAUAAUGUAGUAGGACAUAAUAGGACUGUGCCAGAAGUAUAUGCAAAUCAUUAGUAAUUUCAGAUUAAUUGCUGAUCAGUUUGUAUAAUACCUAUUUUGAAAUUAAAAGAAGAGUUAGGUUGUAUCCAAACCAGAAAAUUAAAUCUACAGGGCAUGCUUCCAUUUGAAAAAAAAAAAAAAAAAAGAGAGAAAAAGUCAGUCUUUCCCAGGAGUUGCAGGAAACCUCUGUGAAGGCACUAGGAGGCCUCUCAUUGGGGUUGGAGAACACGCCUUACACCUGUGAGAGGCGAACACUUUGCUGGGAUAAGAGUUAGUCGCUCUUUUUGCUCAGGGCCCCAAAUAGUCAAACUUAAAGCAUGUUUUGCCCACCUUGUCCUGUUAUUGUGUCCCUGGUAACCGAUGCUUCUGGUAGAUUAGUUUUGCUGGUAAGCAAUUCAUUACCGCCUUAGCAUUCCCCAGCUGCAGAGGAGGUAAACCUCACGCCUUGUUCACAAGUGCUGGUGCAGGACAGAGGAAAUGUUAAGCCCUCCUGGUCCAUGUACUCAGCAGCUGAGGAGGUGACUUACUCAGAGGCAGCAGCUGGUCUGACCAGAAGUGACUUGGUCUCGGUGAAGCUGGAAUUGAGAGGCCCACAGUGUCAAUAUUCCGUAGCAAACCAAGGGGAUGAGCAUGCAUCAUCCCUGGAGGCCCCAGCCGAAGCCAAGCUGGCCACAGCGUGCUGCACCAAGGAGAGCAUGUUUUGUGACAUGGGGAGCAAUGUAGGUUUUUAUGACCGCCUAUGCUACAGAACCUAGGACUGAACAGCGUUCAGGUGCCAGUGGUGCUGCAGGUGUGAGUGGUGAGAGGCAGUUAGACCUUGUGCUUCCUUGUUCUCCUGUCCACUUCAGGCAAGGAAUCUCCCCUGGAAGCCCAGCAACACCUGCUGGUCUCACCCACUGACCCAGCAGGUUGCAGGGUCAGCCAGGAGAAGCUGACAGCUGCCCCUCCAAAUUUUUCUGCUGUUCCUCUAGCGAGAUGGUGCACUCACUGAUGAGUUUGAGAUGUGACUUCGCUGGUCAGUACCAGCUUCCAGCUGCAAGUUAUUGCUGCCUGUGGCUAUAUUGAUGAUAUCUUCUGCUAUUAGAAAAAAAUAGUCAGGUUUACUAAGUCAGUAAGGCCCUUUAUAGAACCCGAGAAGAAAAGUGAGUUCAUCGACAAUUAAUGUGAAUGCUAAAAUGUGAUUUUUCUAAUUGUUCAUAUUUUAAUUUACAGAUUGUAUCUUCUCCAUUUUCAUGCUGGCACUCAGUACUCCUAUAAGCUAUUGUAAACUUUUUAAACUUUUACAUUGCUUAAAAGACCAUGGUAGUCUAUGUGUGUCUGUUUGCAAAUUAGAUUUUCACAUCUCUGCCAAUAUGUCCUGAUGUGCUAACACAAAAACAUGUGAGAGUUGUUCUUUAGUUUAUGCAUUUGAGCCAGUUGCAUAUCACUGUUUUGGGUGUUGCUGUUUUUAUGAAUAAUUACUGUCCUGUGAAGUUUUCUUGUAGAAUUAGAAAUGCUCUUUUAUUUCAUCAUUAUUGAACUUUCUGGCAUUCAAAAGAUUGUGAGUUGCUUUUAACUGACAUUUUGUAUAUAGACAAACAACUGUUGGGUUCUACUCUAAUAGUUAAUUUCCUUCAUUAAGGCUCUUAGAACAAAUAAGGCAUAUUGUGAAUUUCUGAGCAAGAAAAUUGAAACUUCAUUAUUUUAGUAAUCUAACAUCCUAAGUGAAUUUUGUAUUAAAAGAUGCAAUAAAAAUGAAUAUCUCUAUUUUAAUAUUGAAUGACUCUCCAUGGUAUUUUUUCAAGCUCACAUUUACAGUUUUCUCACAGAUUCACAACUAUUGAUUUAAUUUUAAAAUUAUUUAUUCAGCACUUUCCUGUCACUUGAUCUCAAAAGGUACUUCUGUAACAAAAAAAAAGUCUUUAAUUCAGCACUGGCAUGGUGCAACUCCUUUGAACAUAAGAAAUUAUCGAGUCUGUUUUACUCAUCCACACACACCAUCAAACUUAAGCCAGUUCUUAUCAGAAGAGAAAAAAAAAAAUAGUGGUACUUCUGACAUUCUUAGGGAAUUAUUCAAAAUUAUAGAGAUCUGCAAUCCGCUCCAGAUUCCAAAAACAUAGCUCAUAGGCUUUUCCUUUUGCAAACCUCUGUGUAGUACAAGGUAUACUACCAAGUGUGAAAUAUUCUGUCCUCUUGGAUCAUUCCUUUUAAAAAGAGGAAAUGAAUGAAAAUUGUUGAAGUAUACAACACUGCGCCAGCAAAGCACACCUUGGCUUUCCUGAGUAUCACUGUAGCUACUGAAUUCUGCAAGUACCUGUUUAAUAUGAGGGCUCUACCCUAAAGACAUCAGUGUUUCUUCAUUGCUUCAUGCAGAAAUGCCUGUCAGGUAUGUUUGCGAGGGUUCUUGAAGACACGUCGUAGAGAAGAUAGACCUGCAUCAUUUUGCUGGGUUUGAUAAAAAUGUUUGAAACUGUGGAAUUCCUUGAAGUCUGGAUUAUAUUAGAAGUUACUGAAGUUUAUAAAUAAAAAGCGGCAUUCUUUGAGAUCUCUAGAAAGGCACAUUUCUGAAUGAGUUUUCCAUGAUUGUCUGAAAGAUAGCUUUGUGGGGAAGUUAAGACCUCCUAUCACUCUGUUUUAUCUGUGUUCUGACACUAGAUGCUUUCUUAAUGUUACUGUAUUUUAAAAUUAUUCAAGACAUCAAUCUAUGCAUGACAUAUGCUUCAUUCAUAUGAAUAGAGCUAUUUUAACUGUCAGACCCUAGAAAAUGAAGUAUUUUCCUGCCCAUUACCUAAACGAGCCUGUGUACCCUGGCUACUCAUAUCCUGCAACAUAUCAGAAAAAUUAUCUCAUCACAAAAAUAUCAUUUAAAAGUACACUUGUGGAAGUAUUGUGAGCCUUAAGUUAUUGUCUAUGUUUAUAAAUAGUAAUAAGCGUGAAGAAAUGAUUGCUGCAUAUAAAGAAGCAUUUAAAAAUAGAAAAUAUUCCACUUCUAUUCAAAAAGCAAAGAAUUAAACUGUAGUGGGACUUUUAUCCUCAUAUAAACCAGUUCUGAGAUUGUACAGCCUUUGUUAUGCAUCCGGCUUGCCUGAAAUCUCAGGUACUGACGUUAUUUGAAUAUAUCAUUUGUAAUAGCAGAAAUGUGCUUGUCUUCAAAACUAUUUACACCAAAGUAAUCAAAAGAAGACAAAGCUUCAGCUGUUCCUGCUAAAAGCCUUGCAGGAUUCUAUCCUGCAAGAUUUUGUUAAACCGAUUUUGACGCUGGUGCGCUGGCUUGUAUUUCCCCCCACCAAACAGCAGCUGUAAGUACAGCAAAGUUGAAUAUAAGCCUAAGUUCUGGCUGUAGCGAGUGUAAAAGACGGUAAGUGAAUACCCUGUGAUGGCUUUUGACAGUGACUCCUUUCCCCUCAGCUCAUCUUUCCAACUACCUCUUUCUUCCAAACAGUUUAGUCGCUAACCUCCUACAGGCAGCAAGUCUUUCCCUGUCUAAUUUCCAUCUUGUGAGCCAGUCAAUCCUCUAUCUUCUCAACACAUUUUUCAUUUUUUUUUCAGCUGCUUUUUCGAGAUGAAAUCUUUGCAGCAGCCCUUUGCUAAACUGUCACCGCAGGUAGCUGCAGCCGAGAGAGGUGCCGCGUCGCGAAAGCUUUGAACCUGAAAAGUGGAUGGGCAUUAGUUGAGCUCGGGACUGAUGAAGGGAUUGAAGCGCGGGGAGAUGUCGCCGCUCUCGGAUGCCGCCUCGGUGUGUCCCCGUCCCGCGGCGGCUGCGGGGGGACCCGCACACCCAACCCGGCUCCGGGUUGCGCUCGCCGCGCUCCCAACUCCGACCCCCUACAACAACCAGAGGGAAAGGGAUGCGGACGGGGGGCUGAGGAGAGACUCCUGGUGCCGCUUCUUUGAAGCAAACGAUGCUUUCAGGGAUGCCGGAGAAGGAAAUAGGGGACAGGACCCCGAGCAGGUUCCUAGGGAACCGGUCUGGGUGGUAGGUGAGUUUGGAGAACUUCGGCUGGCGGAGAGGAGGCUUACUCUGGAAAGGCGAUUGUUUGCCCCUAAUCCUCGAUUAUGAGGAUUUAAAAAUAGUAUUAGAGGGGCAAUCUGUUCUGUAACUUCUCGGAAGAAAUAAUUGUUGAUUUAGAUAAGCACUGAUCCCUUCAGUGUUUGAUGAAGAUGUUAAUUUAUGGCUGUCUAGCAGUUUAUGGCUGUCAUUAGAUCUUCAGCUUUGUCUCUGUUCGAAAUAUAUCUUUCUUUUUAUUUUAAUCCGAGACAAUUAUGUAAGAAAACGGUUAUGUUUCAUCUGAAAUGCAUCAUUUUCCUAUAGCAUUUCAAAUUAUUCACAGAUCAUAGUUCUUAUAUGUGCAUAUAUGAAUUUAAAAACACAGCAGUAAAGUGCUUGAAACAGACCAUAAAUUUGCUUCCUAUUUUAUUACACUUCUCUGAAUCAGGUUGAGAGGACAAGGGCAACUAGGGGCUUGCGGAAGGAUUUAACCCUUACCAACGCUGCAGAACCUGCCAAACCAGAGCAAAUCCCGCUCCGGAGCGCUUCGGGGGAGGAGAAGGCUUGGGGUGACACCGAGCUGAUGGGUGACCACGGAGAAGUGGGGCUUGGCCGCAGCUCUUCGCUCAUUUAGCACAUGUCCCUCCUGCGGGGAGGCCCCCGCAGCAUCUCCCUCCUUCUCAGGAGGGGUGGGAUGGCACCGGGGCAGCGGACAGGAGCGGCUUAACCUCAGCGGCACCUGCCUAAGGCAAGCUUAAUGCUUCAUAGGGAGCCAGCACUAAGCCUCCGAUGGGCUCCGCUAGUGCCAGAGAUCCCCAGGCGGGGUCUCCGCACCGCCGAGCGGGAGCCACCCGCGAAGUUUUGUCCCGUCCCGGCAAGGAGCUGCUCUGCCAUCUGAUGAAAGCCCCGGGUUCCCUCCGGCCUGUUGGCAGCGGGUGUAAUCAAAGUUACAAAUGACCCUGGAGA